UUGAGACAUACAUUAACUUUCUGCCAUUGCUAAAAAAUUGCAAACUUAAAAAACAAAGUAGAUUAAAUGUAAAUGAAAAUAUUAGAUCAGGACUCAUUAUUUUAAAAUGUGUUGAAGAGGCAAUUGACUAUAUUUCUUGGAAAACCAUUCAAGGACAAGUGAAAUUGACAAAUAAGCUGGAUGAUCUACUUGAACUUACUGACAAGGGUCAUGCAAGAGUAGCUAAAAUCAAACAAGGUUUAGCUUUAGAUUUAAUAGUGUAG
Racocetra persica is the source of this 263-nucleotide messenger RNA. The record is from the annotation of a GenBank genome assembly. Lineage: Eukaryota; Fungi; Glomeromycota; Glomeromycetes; Diversisporales; Gigasporaceae.